AUGCCCCAGUGCAGAGACAAACUGCGAAGCAGUCAGUCCUGCUUGCGUUGUGUGGCGAGAGGUGGGGGAGGGGGCGCCGCGGCCGCGGGCGAAGAGGCAGGGUUAGCCAGGCUUCUCCCAGCAAACCGUGGUUGCCCUGGCCUCUCCGGGGGCUCAGGUUGGAAAAUGUUCAGAAUGGGCAGGAAGAGCUUUACGUUUGAUGGGGAGAACAUGUAUAUGGGGAUGAAUGAGGCUAACCAGGAGUUCCUAUCGGCCAAUCAGACUUAUAAUGGUCAAAGUGAGAAUAAUGAAGACUAUGAAAUCCCUCCUAUAACUCCUCCUAAUCUCCCAGACCCCUCCCUUCUUCACCUGGUGGACCACGAGACCGGCUAUCACUCACUCUGCCACAGCCUCCCACCAAACAGCUUGAUACCAACAUAUUCCUAUCAAAACAUGGACCUGCCUGCCAUCAUGGUGUCCAACAUGUUGACUCAAGAUGGGCACCUCCUCUCAAGUCAACUACCCACAAUCCAGGAGAUGGUCCAUGCAGAAGCUUCGUCCUACGACUCCACCAGACAGGUGUCCCUGCUCAAUCGCCCCACGAUGCUGGCCAGUCACAUGAGCGCCCUCAGCCAGUCCCAGCUGAUUUCACAGAUGGGAAUCAGGAGUGGGGUGAGCCAUGGCUCCCCAUCACCCCCAGGAAGUAAAUCAGCUACACCAUCCCCCUCCAGCUCCACACAGGAAGAGGAGACAGAAGCACAUUACAAGGUCACUGGAGAGAAGAGACCCUCCGCCGACCUGGGCAAAAAGCCCAAGAGUCAAAAGAAGAAGAAAAAGAAGGACCCCAAUGAGCCCCAGAAGCCCGUGUCAGCUUACGCCCUGUUUUUCAGGGACACACAAGCAGCAAUCAAGGGACAGAACCCCAAUGCCACCUUUGGGGACGUGUCCAAGAUUGUGGCAUCCAUGUGGGACAGCUUGGGAGAGGAGCAGAAGCAGGCCUAUAAGAGGAAAACCGAAGCUGCAAAGAAAGAAUAUUUAAAGGCCCUGGCAGCCUAUCGGGCCAGCCUCGUUUCCAAGAGCUCUGCUGAACAGAGUGAGGCCAAGACCACCCAGCCCAAUCCACCUUCUAAAAUGAUUCCCCCCAAGCAGCCUAUGUAUACCAUACCACCCCAGGCCUCAUCGCCCUACCCGGGCCUCGGCUCAUUCCUGUCCCCAUCUGACCUCCAAGGCUACCGUGGCCACCCUCACCCCAGCCUCUCCAGGACCCUCAACUCCAAAUCCAUGCUGCCCAGCAUCAGUGCCUCGCCACCGCCGCCGCCACCACCAUCCUUCCAGAUCAGCCCUCCUCUCCACCAGCAGCUGGCCCUGCAUCACCCCCAGAGCACCAUUCUCAACCAAUCCCUCAGCAUGCAGCCAGUCCCCCAGCAGUCCAUCUUGUCUCCUCCGCCCAUGGCACUACAGGUCCAGCCCCCGAUGAGUACCUCGCCUCCAGGGCAGCAGGAUUUCUCACACAUCUCACCUGAGUUCCAAAGCAGCGUUGGCUCCCGCUCCCCUGGCACAUCGAACACCCCAGGAAAUAGUGACUGGGACAGUGAUUACCCCAGCCGAGAGUGUGGCAUUAACCACUGCAGCAUGCUCCCAAGGGAUAAGUCUCUCUACCUCACCUAAACCGGCCGUUUCUCCCCUCCGAGGCUCAGAGGAAGGACAUGGGGAUGUGGGCCUGGACACUGGGAGGAAGCGUCGAGCAAGUCCCAGCAGACUGGAGGGCUGUCCCAAGGCACCUGUACAUUGCCCAGCUGGGGAGCAGUUCCUCCUUUCCAACUGCAAAGCCAACUUCUGAAGGCAGAGCUCGCUAGGUCCCUCCCCACCCCCAACCCCAAAGAACAAAUAUGACACCCUUUUCUGUUCAGUUGCUUAGCUUAGCUCCAAACUCUUUCCCUAGUGACCUGCUCUUAGACACAGCCCCAAGUUUCUGCACCAGACUCCCCUGCUGGGCCAGCCCCAUAGCAAACUGCGCCUUCUGACUUGCUAACGGCACUCAAUCCAUGCAAGGAAAUGUGAAGUAUGUGUGAAUAAUGUACAUGCAAAGGCCUUGGAUAUCCAGCAAAGUAAAUCCCGACAUCCACAACACCCCACUGGCAUGCCUCACAGGGAGGGGGGCGGGUGGCCAGCCAGAGGGCUGGUAGAAAUGCAAACCCAGUUUUACAAACAAGCCCACUAUCCCGGGCGUGAGUGUGUUGGCUCCACGUCAGUAGAUUACUAAGUGUGUUAGAACUGUGCUAAAGACAUCUUUAAGAUUUUUUUGUGGAAGAAAAAUAGUAGUUUACUUUCUAGUAAAAAGCAUUUUAUAUUAACUGUAGCACAUUUUUUUAGUUAUACAUAGACAGAAGAUGUGUAUAAAAAGCCUGCCAAACCUGUUUCUAUGAUUUCUACAGCAAGAAAUGGACAGUUUCUAGCCAUGUUGCCUGGCAUUGUUAUUUUUUUUUCAGCCAUAUGUCCAUCUAUUUAAAAUUGCUGAUGAUGAUUUUGUCUAUUUAUGGAAAAGGAAGAAAAAAAAAACACCAGAAUUACAGUUUCUCAGAAGGGGCGUUUAUUUCCAUUUGGUUUUGCUCUGACUUUCUUUGUUAAGGGGCUCCCUGGGCCCUGACACAUUUGUUUUGGUUCACAAUGCUUAGC
Messenger RNA from Dromiciops gliroides (monito del monte), 2655 nucleotides. It is a transcript of the gene TOX2, whose product is annotated as TOX high mobility group box family member 2. Bases 1 to 1647 code for a protein of 548 amino acids. Gene Ontology annotation, cellular component: nucleus. The transcript is spliced from 9 exons. Gene Ontology annotation, molecular function: chromatin DNA binding. Lineage: Eukaryota; Metazoa; Chordata; Mammalia; Microbiotheria; Microbiotheriidae. The record is from RefSeq and is a predicted model, not a curated record. Gene Ontology annotation, biological process: regulation of transcription by RNA polymerase II.